UAGUUAUUAUUUUUUUCAAGUAAUUACUUGCCGUGAGGGUUGUUGAAGAAAGUUCAGACUGACUGACUUUGCCGUGGAUUGUAUAGGCGAAAACCUUGGUGAUGUAGAUUCAAACGAUUUUAUCUUUCGGCAACGACAAAGAAUUUCAACGAGCCAUGUUCAGUGACUUUUCUUUCGGAUAUGGCUACCUCCCGGUUGGAUGGGCUAUUUUCACCUCGCUUACUUUUCUCAUGUGCUACGGUAUUGCUGUAUCGCAACAUCACAUUUAUCCGUUUGUACCCGCUAUAAGCGACACGGGCGCGCGGGUCCCCGAAUCGAACAUUUUCUCCGAGUUUUUUAAUUUUUCUAUGGUCUUGAUGGCACUCAGUUUGUUUGUUCGCUAUCUGCAGUUUGAAAUGUUGACAAAAGGUUUGGAUUCGCUAGAUCUUCUUCUCAGACGUUUGAACAAGGUUGGCUUAGGUUGUGGCCUUGUCAGUGUGUUUGGCGGUACAAUCAUUGCUAAUUUUCCAUCCAACGAGGUAUGUUCCAAUUUACUAUUACCUGUGAGAUUCUUUGUUAUUACUAACUUAUCGUUUAGCCUUCCCUCUUAAAUUUGAGCUUGUUAUAAUCGAUAUUUAUUGUGUUUUACGUGUUGAUUUAUUAUUUACUGUACAAAAGUUUUGGAAUACCUUUAAUCAGAAAACCACAAAUUUUUUAGUUGUACAUGUACAUUUCAGCCGGCUCUCACCUUUUGCUCCUUCUGGCUUUUCUGAUUGAAAUAAGCAAAUACAUUAUUGACAGUUUAUUUCAUUAUAAACCGAUCAAAUAAAAUCCCGUGAUAAAGUAAAAAUUACUUUCAUUUUUAACCAAAAUCGUUGUUGUGUUUUUUUUCUAGUUGUAGUACAUAGACAGAAAAAAAUCCAUUUUUUUUACAAAAUGCAAAUUAUGCUAUGUUUUUUUAAGUGUAAACUUAAUUGCGCAAACAAGGUAUGGGUUCAGCACGAUCUUCUGGAAUGUGAUAACCGCCGUCAAGGCCCUUGUAUGAACACCGCAGACGGACUAAGUUAUUUCCAUUAAAUGUCUCUGAAUUAAAUAAAUUCUCGGCUUGAAUUUUACUUCAGUCAAAAGCCCAGACUUGCAGAGCAUCAUCGGUUAAUAUUUAGACUUUCAAUCUAUAUUUUAAGAGUUCUCUUUAGAUAUUACAUGAUCUGACAAGAGCCCAUAACAUGUUAACUCCGCAUUUUUAACCCUAACAAAGAAAUAUGCCCGAACUAAUUUCUUAAAUAAUUUCUUAUAAUUAUAGCUUCUUAAAAUCAAAUUUUGUGAUUUAUGGAACCAGCUACCUUUAAAUAUUCGUUGUCAGGUUAAGUUCUGGUAAUGUUAAUAUUUUUUAAGUCUAAAGCUAGGAAAAUCCUUUCAGAUUCUUAAGUAUUAGCACUUGGUUCCUUGAUGUUUUUUAGUAAAUUAUAUAUCAUUUUUAUGUUUUAUACUUUACAUAAUUUUUUUUUUGUAUUUUUGUAAUUUUUUUUGUAUUAUUUAUCGGUAUUUAUAUAGCUUACAGGUGAUCUGUUUUUGUGUGGGGUUCUGGACUCCCUUACGGAUUACCCCUUGGCUCUUUUUUAAAUUGUAUUUUGUCAGUUUAUGCCAUAGAUUUGUAAUAAAUAAAUAUCUUUUUAUUGACAGCAAGACAACAUGAUUUACGUGCACGAUGCUGGCGCGGUUCUGUUGUUUGGAAGCGGUGCUCUGUACUGUUGGGUCCAGUGCUGUCUCACCUAUAAGUUAACUCAGCUGGGAAUCAACUCCCAGUUCCUCUUUGCAGUUCGCUUCAUUCUGACAUGCGUAAUAACCGCGUUCGGCUCGAUUUUUUUUGUGGCGGAAAUAUUCGCGUACGAAGAGUUUCGUCACCAGACUGCUCACGUGGUCGCCAACUGGCAGCCCUCAGACCCAGGCUACAGCGUCCACGUUCUAAGCAAUGUCAGUGAGUGGAUCGCAGCACUGUGCUUUGGCUUGUUUGGUAUCACAUUCUUCGAGGAAUUCCAGAAGAUCUCUUUGCACGUAGAAUGCAGUGAGAAAUAUGUCCAGGAUCGUCAAAGCAGCCCGUUGCUUGAGUAUGCAAAUAUAGACAGUGGUGAUGAAGAGUAA
Messenger RNA from Porites evermanni, 2121 nucleotides. NCBI's taxonomy places the organism in Eukaryota, Metazoa, Cnidaria, Anthozoa, Scleractinia, Poritidae. The record is from the annotation of a GenBank genome assembly.